Molecule: messenger RNA, 3723 nt
Organism: Knipowitschia caucasica
Lineage: Eukaryota; Metazoa; Chordata; Actinopteri; Gobiiformes; Gobiidae
Source: the annotation of a GenBank genome assembly
AUGACCAAGUCCUAUGAAUUUAACUGGCAGAGGGCCCUGCCCGAGUUCAUGCAGGAGGGGGCCCUGUUCGACCGCUUUGAUGAGGACCCGUUCAUGUUUGAGCCAAACUGUCAAAUGAAGGUGGAUGAAUACGGCUUCUUUAUUACGUGGAAGAGCGAGGGCAAGGAGGGCCAGGUUUUGGAGUGCUCCCUCAUAAACAGUAUACGCGUCGGCUCCGUCCCAAAGGACCCUAAAAUCUUGUCUUCGUUCGAGGCGGUGGGAAAGAGUGAGGCCGACCUGGAGGGCUGCAUCAUCUGCAUCUGCAGCGGCACGGACCUCGUCAACCUCAACUUCAUGUUCAUGGUGGCAGACACCCCCGACACGGCCAGAAGGUGGAUAGAAGGCCUGCGGUCAGUUAUUCACAACUUUAAGGCCAAUAAUGUGUGUCCAAUGACCUGCCUGAAGAAACACUGGAUGAGAAUGUGCUUUUUGACAAACGUGAACGGGAAGAUUCCAGUCAGAGGAAUUACUCGGACAUUUGCAUCAGGGAAGACAGAAAAGGGAAUAUUCCAGGCUUUGAAGGAUCUUGGCUUACCGAGUGGAAAGAACGAUGAAAUUGAACACUCCGAUUUCACAUUUGACAUUUUCUACGCUCUGACCCAGAAGAUCUGCCCGCGCACUGACAUCGAGGAGUUAUUUAAGAACAUCAAUGGGAACAAUACUGAUUAUUUAACAGUAGACCAGUUAGUCAGCUUUCUGAAUGAAAACCAGCGCGACCCGAGACUAAAUGAAAUCCUGUUCCCGUUCUACGACCCCAAAAGAGCCAUGCAGAUUAUCGAGAAGUACGAGCGGGACGACGAGCUCAAAAAGAAAGGCCUGAUGUCCAGUGAUGGUUUCUGUCGGUAUUUGAUGUCGGAUGAAAACGCCCCUGUGUUCCUGGACCGGCUGGAGCUGUACCAGGAGAUGGACCAGCCCCUGGCCCACUACUUCAUCAGCUCCUCCCACAACACGUACCUGACAGGGAGACAGUUCGGAGGGAAGUCCUCGGUGGAGAUGUACCGACAAGUGCUGCUGUCGGGCUGCAGAUGUGUGGAACUGGACUGCUGGGACGGAAAAGGAGAAGACCAGGAGCCUAUUAUCACUCAUGGAAAAGCCAUGUGCACAGACAUCCUGUUCAAGGAUGUUAUACAAGCCAUUAAGGAAACUGCCUUUGUCACAUCAGAAUACCCUGUCAUUUUGUCCUUUGAAAACCAUUGCAGUAAACCGCAGCAGUGGAAAAUGGCCAAAUAUUGUGAAGAAAUAUUUGGUGACUUACUCCUUAAGCUGCCACUGGAGAAUUAUCCGAUUGAAGCAGGGCGGUCUCUACCUUCUCCCAACGACCUUAAGAAAAAAAUCCUUAUCAAAAACAAACGCUUGAAACCAGAAGUGGAACAAAAGCAACUAGAGGCCUUCAAGAAGCACAUGGAAGCAGGAGAAACCAACACUCGAGCCAUUAUAAUGGGAGAGGAAGACGAAACGGAGAACGGGGAGAAGGAGGACAAGGACCCAGAGGAGAAGGACUUGAACUCUGAGGCUCCGAGCAGCCUUUCGGACGGACCCAGCGAGAAAGACAGCAACAGCGUAUCCCACGGCAACGCAGUCACCUCCAGGAAAGAUGAGUGUAACAACAGCUUCAAGAAGGUGGCAGAAGACGACAUCACCGAGAUUUCUGAAGUCACAGAAGCAACAGAUGCCACCGAUAUUUCAGAGGCCUCAGACCAAGACAACAACAAGAAGAUUGUGGAGGUGGCAGAGGACAUAGAGGAGGCUCUCAUCGCUCAGUACACGUAUGUUGGAGCCACCACCAACAUCCACCCGUAUCUGUCCGCCAUGGUCAACUACGCACAACCGGUCAAGUUUCAGAGCUUCGACGUGGCAGAAGAGCGGAACAUUCAUCACAACAUGUCCUCAUUCAACGAGCCGGUCGGUUUGGGAUACUUAAAAACUAACGCCAUCGAGUUUGUAAAUUAUAACAAACGGCAGAUGAGUCGGAUCUACCCCAAAGGCGGCAGAGUGGACUCCAGUAAUUACAUGCCUCAGAUCUUCUGGAACGCCGGCUGCCAGAUGGUCUCGCUCAACUUCCAGACCCCAGAUCUGGCCAUGCAGCUGAACCAGGGCAAGUUUGAGUACAACGGCUCCUGCGGGUAUUUGUUGAAGCCAGAUUUCAUGAGGAGAUCAGACCGAACGUUCGACCCGUUCUCAGAAACACCAGUAGAUGGCGUCAUUGCUGCCACCUGCAGUGUACAGGUUUUCUCGGGCCAGUUCCUCUCGGAUAAGAAGAUCGGCACAUACGUGGAGGUGGACAUGUACGGCCUGCCCACCGACACCAUUCGUAAAGAGUUCCGUACUCGGAUGGUGAUGAACAACGGCCUGAACCCCGCGUACAACGAGGAGCCGUUCGUCUUCAGGAAGGUGAUCUUGCCGGAUUUGGCCGUGCUGCGUAUUGCCGUGUAUGACGACAACAACAAGCUGAUCGGUCAGAGGAUCCUGCCGCUGGACGGGCUGCAGGCGGGGUACCGGCACAUCUCCCUGAGGAACGAGGGGAACAAGCCUCUGUCACUGCCCACUGUCUUCUGUCAAAUCAUCCUCAAGACAUACGUGCCCGACGGCUUUGGAGCAAUUGUAGAUGCUCUUUCAGACCCAAAGAAGUUCUUGACCAUUGCUGAGAAGAGAGCCGACCAGAUGAAGGCGCUGGGCAUCGACACGAAUGAUAUCGCAGAUGUCCCUAGUGGCAGCUCAAAGAUUGACAAGAAGGGAAAAGGAAGAGACACAGUUAAAGCCAACGUGACGCCUCAGGCCAGUUCAGACAUGGGCCAAACCUCCAACUCCGCACAGAACAACAAUGCAGAGGCCAAGAAGGAUUCUGGACUUGUGCCUCAUGUCAGUAUCGAUGACUUAAGACAGAUGAAGUCAUUCCUCAAGUUAUUAAAAAAACAACAGAAAGAACUCAAUACUUUGAAGAAGAAACAUUUAAAGGAUCAGAACAGCAUGCAGAAGGCCCACUGCUCUCAGGCCGAUAAGAUGGUGUCUUUUCACGACAAAGAGAAAGUCACGCUGGAAAAACUACUGGAGAAAGCCAUUAAAAAACGAGGAGAAAACAACUGUCAAGAUCUGAAGAAGGAAACCGAGGACAAGAUCCAGACUCUCGCCACUCAACACAAAGCCAAGGUGAAGGAGCUGACGGCGCAGCACACUAAAGAGUGGUCCGAGCUCAUCAGCAGCCACAGCAGCGAGGAGCAGGAGGUGAAGGACAACCACGUCACGCAGCAGUGUGACCACCUCAAGAAACUGUUGGGCUCAGUGCAGGAGCAGCAGACCGUGCAGCUCAGACUCAUCCACGAGCGGCAAAGUAAAGAGAUGCGUGCGAACCAGGCUAAGAUGUCCAUGGAGAACAGCAAAGCCAUCAGUCAAGACAAGACCAUCAAAAACAAAGCAGAGAGAGAGAGGCGAGUCCGAGAACUCAACAGCAGCAACACAAAGAAGUUUCUGGAUGAGCGAAAGCGGCUGGCGAUGAAGCACCAGAAGGAGAUGGAACAACUGGAGAAGAACCAGCGCGAGCAGGUGGACAAACUGGAGAAGUUUAAUGAGCAGCUUUUGAAAUCACACCAUGCAAACAAACAGGUUCAAGGCUCGGGACAUGCAGCAGAUGGUGAAACUGGAGGAGGAGAUGGAGCGCAGACCAGCCACAGUGGUGUGAACGUCUGA